Rubroshorea leprosula is the source of this 1466-nucleotide messenger RNA. The record is from the annotation of a GenBank genome assembly. Lineage: Eukaryota; Viridiplantae; Streptophyta; Magnoliopsida; Malvales; Dipterocarpaceae.
AAAUCACAAUAGUUAUUUAUUGAAUUUAAACGGUUGUCGUUGAUGCAGAAAGUGGCCGACGGAAUACGCUGUUCCCGUGUGCGCCCGAUGGAAAACCGGGGAAGAAGAUUACGGGCAAAUGAGGAAUAGUCAAAGUCUUCUCUUUGAUUAGAAUUAAUUACAGAAGAAAACAGAUUUCUUCUUUAACCCAGCUCUUGUUAAGAAUUAGCAGCCAUUCGUAAGACAAGAUUCUGCUUCCAUGGAGUCUCGGUGUUUUCUCGCCCUUUCUCUCACUUUCCUUCUCAUUUUCCCUCGUCUCUCCCAGGCUUCCGUUCAGAUUCCCGGCGAUAACAAACUAAGGAAGAAAGGUAUAUUUUCUGUUGCUUUUGAUCCUACUCGUGUCACUCAACUUUCAUGGCGUCCAAGGGCGUUUAUAUACAAGGGAUUUCUAUCACCUGAGGAGUGUGACCAUCUGAUUGAUCUGGCAAAGGAUAAGCUACAGAAGUCAAUGGUAGCGGAUAAUGAUUCAGGUGAAAGCGUUGAGAGUGAAGUCCGCACCAGCUCUGGCAUGUUUCUUUCAAAACAUCAGGAUGAGGUAGUUGCUGAUAUUGAAGCCCGGAUUUCUGCAUGGACAUUUCUUCCAGAAGAGAAUGGAGAGUCCAUUCAAAUACUGCACUAUAAGCAUGGUGAGAAGUAUGAGCCACAUUUUGACUUUUUCCAUGAUAAGGCUAAUCAAGAGCUGGGUGGUCACCGUGUUGCCACUGUACUCAUGUAUUUGUCUGAUGUUGAAAGUGGUGGAGAAACAGUCUUUCCCAACUCAGAGGAAAAGUUCACUCAGCAAAAGGAUGACACCUGGUCUGAAUGUGCUAAAAAAGGCCAUGCAGUAAAACCCAGAAAAGGUGAUGCAUUGCUGUUCUUCAGUCUUCAUCCUGAUGCAACUACAGAUAAUUACAGCUUGCAUGGGAGCUGCCCGGUGAUCAAGGGUGAGAAAUGGUCUGCAACCAAGUGGAUACAUGUCAGGUCCUUUGAUAAAAGAGUGACACGCCCAGCGAAGGGGGAGUGUGUUGAUGAGAACGAGAACUGCCCAAAGUGGGCAAAGGUGGGCGAGUGUGAAAAGAACCCUAUUUACAUGGUGGGUUCUCAAGAAUCUUACGGAUACUGUAGGAAAAGUUGUAAGGUGUGUUCUUCUUAGGACUUGAUUUUCAGAUGAGGUCUAUAUACUUCCAUGGUUAUGCUUGACCCAGAGAAAGAAGAAUCUUAUGGAUAUGUAGGAAAAAGUUGUAAGAUGUGCUCUUCUUAGGACUUGAUUUUCAGAUGAGGUCUAUAUACUUCCAUUGUUAUGCUUGACCCAGAGAAAUAAAAAGAUACAGCAAUCAUAUUCAAUUUUAUGAUCCCAGUGUAAGGAAGCUAUUUUUACCGAGGUUUGAGACAUUGUUGGUUUUCUUUUUUAUUUUUUAAUAAUACUAUAACAAAGAGGACUGUACUUU